AUGUCUCUUGAUUUCAAGAGCAGCCUGAAUAUCACACAUAUUGGCACCGUCACUGCCAUUUUCGAAAUCGACGGGGUCAAUCUACUCACAGACCCGUUUUUCUCCCCCGCCGGCACUGAGUGGGAUGUAAGUGUCGUGGUCAUAAAAAACUCCGACACCCCAGCUCUCGGGCUGCAUGACCUCCCGCCAAUCGAAGGUGUGUUCCUCAGCCAUGAAGACCACCCGGACAAUCUCGACGAGCUGGGCCGCCGCCUACUCGACGGCCGCAAGGUCAUCACAACCAUGGAUGGCACCAAGCAGCUGCACCCGCGGCCCGGCGUCCGCGGCAUCCGUCCCUGGGAAACAGUGCUGCUCGAAGUAGGCGGGAAGGGGGAGUGCACAGGGUUUAUUCUGACGGCACCCGAGUUCGGGAGCACGGACGGGUUGCCGAAUGCCAUCUAUUUCUCCGGAGACACCGUCUACAUCGAGGAGCUGGCCGAGAUGUGCAACAAGUUCCACAUCGUCGUCGCCGUGCUUAACCUCGGUGCCGCCAAGGCGCCGCUCCCGGAUGGCCCGCUGCAGAUCACCAUGGACGGCAAGCAGGCUGCUCGGCUGUUUCGCGAGAUAAAGGCAGAUAUCUUGGUGCCCAUGCACUAUGAGUCAUGGAACCAUUUCACGCAGUUUGGGAAGGAGCUAGCUAAGGUCUUUGAGGAGGAGGGUAUCCAGGACAAGGUUUGCUGGCUCACGCCCGGUGUGUCGAAGAAAGUCAUAUGAUUUCAGGCUGGUCGUUUCAGUCAUUUUCCGAAAUUCAAUUGGGAAGAUGAAGUUCCAAGGAUAAUUAAAUUUCUUGUAGUCAGUUUCGAUGGAUUUAUAAACUAUCGCCUUGCUCAAUAUACCUCGACACGCCUUAUGCUGAGACGUAGUAGAGCCCCCAAAUAUGUUGAUAAACGAAUCUUCAUUCUCGAGCCGAUCUACGCAUCCUCUGACUUCAUUUCUCAUUGAUUCGCUCGUUUGCAACUUCCUCAGUUUUGGUGAGCACGGCAAACUCUUACUUUUAUGUGCAUAACUG
Molecule: messenger RNA, 1048 nt
Organism: Desarmillaria tabescens
Lineage: Eukaryota; Fungi; Basidiomycota; Agaricomycetes; Agaricales; Physalacriaceae
Product: putative Zn-dependent hydrolases of the beta-lactamase protein
Exons: 2
Coding region: 1-753 (250 amino acids)
Source: RefSeq, a predicted model, not a curated record